ACACAGCAUGGGCAGAGGCGGGAGGCAAACCAGCAUAAUAUACUGCACCAACCUUCAAACUGCGACAGCAUCUGGGACAAGCUAGCUGACUCCCUCUGGCAGCUAAAGGAAAUGACUAACAAGCGGAGGAUGAGCGGGCGGGAGCACUCAAUAUGGCACCAAC
This is a messenger RNA of Pelobates cultripes (western spadefoot toad), 163 nucleotides long. The record is from the annotation of a GenBank genome assembly. Lineage: Eukaryota; Metazoa; Chordata; Amphibia; Anura; Pelobatidae.